Molecule: messenger RNA, 3972 nt
Organism: Ogataea parapolymorpha DL-1
Lineage: Eukaryota; Fungi; Ascomycota; Pichiomycetes; Pichiales; Pichiaceae
Product: 5-oxoprolinase
Exons: 1
Coding region: 1-3972 (1323 amino acids)
Biological process (GO): glutathione metabolic process
Cellular component (GO): cytosol
Molecular function (GO): 5-oxoprolinase (ATP-hydrolyzing) activity
Source: RefSeq, a predicted model, not a curated record
AUGGGAACCAAAAUGGCCGGUGUGAGAAUCGCAAUUGAUAGAGGAGGAACCUUCACCGACUGUGUUGGUAGUUGGGACUCCGACUCCGGCAAGAAAGACGUCAUUAUCAAGCUCUUAUCAGUGGAUCCUCAGAACUAUCCUGAUGCAAAUCUAGAAGGCAUUAGAAGACUGAUGGAGAUUUAUACUGGUGAGAAAAUACCCCGUGGAGAGCCACUCGACACGUCCAGAAUUCAGCAUCUGCGUCUGGGUACCACCGUUGCUACCAAUGCUCUUUUAGAGAGAAAAGGGGAGCGCUGCGCUUUGGUGACGACCCAAGGCUUCCAGGAUAUUCUCCGCAUCGGUAAUCAGUCCCGGCCACACAUCUUUGACUUAUCCAUUGCCAAGCCUGAUGCCAUCUACGAGAGUGUUGUCGAGAUCGACGAGAGAGUCACUUUGGAGGACUUUGUUGAAGAUCCGCAAAGGAAUUACACGGCACCAAAUGGGGCUGACCUGGUCAAAGGUCUCUCUGGAGAGACUGUCCGCGUGCUUAAGAGGCCAAAUGAGGACGAAAUCAGAAGCUUGCUGACGGUCCUGUAUGGAACUGGUGUCCGGUCUCUAGCCGUCUGUUUGCUUCAUUCGUUCACCUUCCCAGACCAUGAGCUUCUGGUUGGCAGAAUUGCUGAAGAAGUUGGAUUCACUCAUAUUUCGCUCUCACACAAGCUCACUCCAAUGAUCAAGCUUGUUCCAAGAGCCAACUCGUCUGUGGCAGAUGCAUAUUUGACUCCAGAAAUUAAGAAAUACUUGUCUGGCUUCGAAUCGGGCCUCAAAGACGGUUUAGCCAGCGUUGCACGCGGAAAGACGUCUGGCGUGAAAUGCCAGUUCAUGCAGUCGGACGGUGGUUUGGUCGACGCUUCUGGGUUUUCUGGUCUGAGAGCCAUUUUAUCUGGUCCAGCCGGAGGUGUUGUUGGCUACUCCAAGACCUGCUACGACCCUAAAAAUAAAAUUCCUCUGAUCGGUUUUGAUAUGGGUGGAACAUCCACGGACGUUUCUCGGUUUGGAGACGGCAAGUUUGAUCACGUUUUCGAGACCACCACUGCCGGCGUCACAAUUCAGUCUCCACAGCUGGAUAUCAACACGGUGGCUGCUGGAGGAGGCAGCAUUCUUGAUUUCAAAAAUGGUCUCAUGACGGUCGGCCCAGAGUCUGCUUCAUCCCACCCGGGCCCUGCAUGCUACCGCAAGGGUGGCCCGUUGACCAUCACCGAUGCUAAUUUGAUUUUGGGAAGACUCGUGCCAGAGUAUUUCCCAAGCAUUUUUGGGCCCAACGAAGACCAGCCACUGGAUAUAGAGGUUGCCGAAAAGAAAUUUCAGGAAAUGACAGACAAGAUCAAUGCCGCCCACCCACAUCUUCCAGCGAUGACCAUCCAGCAGGCCGCAUGGGGUUUCCUCAAGGUUGCCAACGAGACCAUGGCCCGUCCAGUCCGCCAGCUGACAGAGGCUAAAGGUCACGUUCUUGCAAAACACAGACUGGUUUCUUUUGGAGGUGCUGGUGGACAGUGUGCGUGCGACGUGGCAAAGCUGCUCAACAUCUCUGUUGUGCUGGUGCACAGAUUCUCUUCUGUUCUGUCGGCAUACGGCAUGGCGCUGGCUGACGUUGUCGAGGAGGUGCAGGAACCCUCCUCAUAUCUUCUUGAGGAUAGCACCCAAUCUUUGCUGCAGGCCCGUCUGGAAGCACUUAAGCAGCAGGCAGCAACAUCUCUGCAGGCCCAAGGCUUCAAGAGUGAAGAUAUCUCGUUCGAAGAGUAUUUGAACCUGAGAUACCAGGGAACAGAGUCUGGACUCAUGGUGGUUAAAGGCAAAGACUGGGACUUCAAAGAGAAUUUCUUCGCCCUCCACAAGCGCGAGUUCGGGUUUAUCUUCGACAAAGAAAUCAUUGUGGAUGACAUUCGUGUGAGAGCCAUUGGAAAAGGACUUGACAGACAGGAAGAGUACGUGGAUGACCAAUUGCAGCGUCUCAAAUCUGAAAACCGUCUGGCUAUCGUUUCCAAAGACAAAGUCCAGUUUGUCAAGAAAACAUUCUGGGGUGACGAGGAUCUAGACACUCCUGUGUACAGACUAGAACAGCUCGAUGUUGGCACUCAGAUCGUCGGACCUGCUAUUGUCGCCGACGGUACCCAGACUAACGUGAUUCCUCCUAAGGCUACGACUACCGUUCUGAACGCACACCUUGUUAUCCAGUUAGCUGAAGAGAAGAAGUCUAUUGCCACGGGUGACGAGGAGAUUGUCGUGGAGCCUGUUCUGCUAUCUAUUUUUGGCCACAGGUUCAUGGAUAUUGCUGAGCAAAUGGGCAUUUCGUUGCAAAAGACUUCGGUGUCUGUCAACGUCAAAGAGAGACUCGAUUUCUCUUGCGCUUUAUUCGAUCCUCAUGGGAAUUUGGUUGCCAACGCGCCCCAUGUUCCCGUCCACUUGGGAUCGAUGUCCACCUGUGUUGCUACCCAGGCCAAACUCUGGGAGGGAAAGCUGAAACCUGGCGAUGUCCUUAUUUCUAACCAUCCUUCUGCUGGCGGAACGCAUCUUCCGGACAUCACGGUGAUCACGCCAGCCUUCGACGGCGACAAGAUCAUAUUUUACGUUGCUUCACGGGCACACCACGCAGACAUCGGAGGAAUUUUGCCAGGGUCCAUGCCUCCAAACUCAAAGGAGCUGUGGGAAGAAGGUGCUACCUUCUACUCUGAGCUGCUGGUGAGAGACGGAGAGUUUCAAAUGAACAAAAUCACUAAGAUUAUGUUAGAGGAUCCAGCCAAGUACCCCGGCAGCUCGGGAACCAGAAGAUUGUCCGACAAUAUUUCCGAUCUGAAAGCCCAGGUCGCGGCAAAUCAAAAGGGUAUUUCUCUCAUCGAGCGUCUGGUGGACGAGUUCGGACUUCCUACCAUCAUCAGAUACAUGACCGCUAUUCAGGAGAAUGCCAAACAGACAGUUUCCGCUAUGUUGGACCAGCUGAUCGAAGAGCACGGCGAAGAGAAUCUCGCUUGCACAGACUACAUGGACGACGGCAGUGCGAUUCAAUUGCAAGUUCGCAAGGACCGCGAAGACGGCAAAGUUGUUUUUGAUUUCACAGGAACCUCUCCACAGGCCUACAACAACUUUAAUGCUCCAAGAGCCAUCGUUUUUUCUGCCAUAAUCUACUGUCUGCGGUGUCUUGUGGACGAGGACAUCCCGAUGAACCAAGGAUGUCUGGACCCUAUCAAGGUGGUCAUUCCUGAGAGCUCGCUCCUGUCUCCCGAUGACGGUUGUGCUGUUGUUGGUGGAAACGUGUGCACGUCGCAACGUAUCACAGACACAAUACUGAAAGCUUUCCACGUGAUGGCCGACUCCCAGGGAUGUUGCAACAACUUCACCUUUGGUACUGGUGGAAACACUCCAGACGGGAAAUAUGCUCAGGGAUUCGGAUACUACGAGACCAUUGCUGGUGGCCACGGAGCGUCUGCCAAAUGGGAGGGAGUUUCUGGAGUCCACACGAACAUGACCAACACCAGAAUCACAGACCCUGAGGUUUUCGAGAAGAGGUACCCUAUCAUUCUGCGCGAGUUCUCUAUUAGAGAGGGCUCCGGUGGUGAUGGUAUGCACAGAGGAGGUGAUGGUGUCGUAAGAGAUGUGGAAUUUAGAGUCCCUGUCACGGCUUCUAUUCUUUCUGAGAGACGAGUGAUUGCGCCGCAUGGAAUUGCCGGCGGCAAGGACGGCGCCAGGGGCGUGAACCUAUGGAUAAAGAAGACGAAAAAUAGCGAAGGUAAGGAGUCGGAGCGGAUUAUCAACAUCGGUGGCCGCUCUUCUGUCCAGGUGGCAGCAGGAGACCGCAUUCGAAUUCUCACUCCCGGAGGAGGUGGGUACGGUGCUACCAAUGGCGAGUCGAAAAAACGAGCCCAGCGGCACGGGGGCCACAAAUUCACGUUUUCUGGGUCGCUGGCUGCGCGCAACAGAAUUCAACUGGAAAAUUAG